AUGAAACUAAAUAUAUACCAUUACUUUAAUGGCGCAAACCUUGUUUUGAUGAUUAAUCUUGCUGCUGGCCUCAGCAUAUUUUUCUUUGGGUAUGAUCAAGGUGUCAUGAGUGGUGUCAACAUAUCUCCUGAUUAUGUUGAAUUGAUGGGCCUUCAAUCAAAGGAAGCUUUGCUAGGUGGUAUUGUUGCUGUUUACUAUGCCGGAACACUGAUCGGCGCUUUAAUGGGCGGUUGGAUUGGCGACAAAAUCGGACGUAUCAAAACAGUGGUGCUCGGAUCAGCCAUUGGUAUUGUUGGUGCCGCUUUACAGACAUCCGCCAUGAAUGUGCCUUGGAUGAUAUGUUCUCGUAUCAUUACCGGUAUUGGUACAGGUCAUCUUAAUGCCAUUGUGCCUGUCUGGAGUGCAGAGACAUCUCAUCAUACCUCUCGUGGUCAAAUGAUUGCUAUGGAAUUUACUUUAAAUAUCUUGGGUGUUGUUGUAGCUUAUUGGUUAGCCUAUGGACUGGCCUUUACUGAAGGAAGUUUUCGUUGGAGAUUUCCAAUCGCCUUCCAAUUGAUCCCUCUCAUUGUCCUUGCCAUUGGUAUUAACUUCUUUCCUGAAUCCCCGCGAUGGCUGCUAAAGAAAGGUCGUACGGACGAAGGCUUAAGUAUUCUCGCAGCUCUCAGAGGAAAUGGAGAUCCAAAUCACCCCGAUGUACAACGAGAAUAUCAGGACAUUAUCACAGCUAUCAGAGAAGAAGAGAGUGAAGGCGAACCUGGUUACUUUAGCAUGCUCUUCCAUCGAGAUCAUCUCAACAUCCCUCGUCGUGUUCAUCUAUCCAUUUGGUUGCAGAUCAUUCAAGAACUGACAGGCAUUGGUGUUAUCACUGUAUAUGCUCCUAUUGUUUUCCAGAGUGCUGGAUUUUCAGAACGUACGUCACAACUACUCUCAGGUAUUAACAAUAUCUCCUACAUGCUCUCCACACUCGUGGCUGUCUUUACGCUUGAUAAGUGGGGUCGGCGAUUUACAUUAUUCUAUGGAGCUGUCUGUCAGGGUGUAUCACUUAUACUUGUUGCCGUACUCACAAAGCCUGACAUCAUGUCUCAAAACCCACUUGGUUAUGGUAUUGGUGCUACUGUAUUUACAUUUUUGUAUACAGCCUUCUUUGGCAUGACUUGGUUGACUGUGCCUUGGUUAUAUCCUGUUGAAAUUUAUCCUACCAAAGUACGUGCAAAAGGUGGCGCAUGGAGUGUCGUCGGUUGGUCUAUUGGUAAUGCCCUAGUAAUGGAAAUCACACCACCUAUGAUUGCUGGUAUCGGAUGGAUCACAUUCUUAAUAUUCGGUGCCUUUAACUUUUUGGCUAUUCCUAUUGUGUAUGCCCUGUAUCCAGAAACAAGUAACAAGACAUUGGAAGAAUUAGAUGUCGUCUUUUCUACAAAGUCAUGCUUAGUAUGGAAUGCUGAAAAGGAACUCAAGCAGAACACAAGGGCAAGUUCAAGUGUUGUAGGACAAGAUGAGAAAUCAAAAGAAAUGUAUCAAGAAGAAGCUAAUAUAAAGGCGUAA
This is a messenger RNA of Rhizopus microsporus ATCC 52813, 1542 nucleotides long. Its product is annotated as general substrate transporter. Bases 1 to 1542 code for a protein of 513 amino acids. Gene Ontology annotation, cellular component: membrane. Gene Ontology annotation, biological process: carbohydrate transport; transmembrane transport. Gene Ontology annotation, molecular function: carbohydrate:proton symporter activity. The transcript is spliced from 4 exons. NCBI's taxonomy places the organism in Eukaryota, Fungi, Mucoromycota, Mucoromycetes, Mucorales, Rhizopodaceae. The record is from RefSeq and is a predicted model, not a curated record.